Molecule: messenger RNA, 1453 nt
Organism: Chelonus insularis
Lineage: Eukaryota; Metazoa; Arthropoda; Insecta; Hymenoptera; Braconidae
Product: glyoxylate reductase/hydroxypyruvate reductase-like
Exons: 3
Coding region: 303-1301 (332 amino acids)
Cellular component (GO): cytosol
Molecular function (GO): hydroxypyruvate reductase [NAD(P)H] activity; NAD binding; hydroxypyruvate reductase (NADH) activity
Source: RefSeq, a predicted model, not a curated record
UUUUUGGAUUAACUAAUUGAUUGUGAUAAGAGAAAUAUUUAUUAUCUAUAUAAUUACGUGGAUUCUUUUGUUUUUGUUUUGUGUUAAAAAUCUGUGGUAUAAUAAUCAAGUAUAUUAUGGGUUAUUUAUCUGUGUGAGUGUGGUAAAAUAACGCUUGCGCAUUGAAUUGAGUGUACUCUGAUAAAUAAUAUAAAAGCUCGACGAAUGAUUAGAGAGAUAGUUUUCAAGGAUUUGUAACAAUAAUCGCUUUAAACUUUUAAAGAAGCAGAAUAUUAAAACUACCUCACACGUUUAUCAAUUUUAUGUUUCAUAUUAAAGUUAUGUCUGUCAUAGAAGCAAAAAUGUCACGACCAAAAAUUUUAAUCACAAAUAAUAAAGUUCCUUCGACUGGGUUAGAUCUUCUUCGUGAUCGAUAUGAUGUGACUAUCAUACAAAGUGAUAAAUUAACACGAGAAGAAAUUCUUCAAGCAGUACCUGGUCAUGAUGCAAUUUUCAUUGCAACUCAUAUUAUGGUAAAUACUGAACUUCUUGAUGCUGCUGGACCAACGUUAAAGGUCGUUUCUACAAUGUCUGCUGGAUACGAUCAUUUAGAUGUACCAGAAAUAAAAAGGAGAGGUAUUAAAGUUGGACAUACUCCGAUGGUUUUAACUGCUGCGGUGGCUGAAGUUGCUGUUAUGUUACUUUUAAAUGCUGCACGACGUGCUUAUGAAAGCCGUAGUUUACUAAAAAAUGGAAAAACAGAAAAUCAUCCUUUGUGGUUACUAGGUCAAGAUAUUCGAGAAUCUACUGUAGGUAUUGUUGGAUUUGGAAGUAUUGGACAAGCUGUUGCAAAAAGAUUGAUUCCAUUUGAAGUAGGACGUUUUCUGUAUACUGGUCAUUCUCCUAAAAAAGCUGGAGAUGAAAUUGGAGCAAAAUUUGUAUCUUUAGAUCAACUUUUAGAAGAGAGUGAUUUUAUUAUUGUUGCUACUCCAUUAACUAAUGAAACUCGGGGACUUUUUGAUGAUGCUGCUUUUGAUAAAAUGAAAAAAAAUGCUGUGUUUGUUAACGUGGGUCGUGGAGCUGUUGUUAAAACAGAUGCAUUGUUAAAAGCGCUUAAAGAACACAAAAUAUUUGCAGCAGGAUUAGAUGUAGUUGACCCAGAACCUUUGCCAACUGAUCACGAAUUAUGGAGUCUUCCUAACUUUGAAAUCGUACCUCAUAUCGGUAGUGCAACCAUUAAAACCAGAAGUGAUAUGUCCAAAGUAGCUGCACAAAAUAUUAUUAAUGGUCUCGAAGGAAAACCAUUGGUUUAUCCUUUAUAAUCUGGAAUUCAUUUUAUCACUGAAGAAUAAAAAAAUAUUAUUACAGUGAAAUUAACAUUUAUUCAAAUAUUUAAUAAAAAAAUUACUUUUGUAGAAAAUAUACAUCGUUCAGUUCAUUAUUUUAAUAAUAAAUCAUUUAGUGACUAUAUUAU